Messenger RNA from Emiliania huxleyi CCMP1516, 801 nucleotides. RefSeq lists its product as hypothetical. The transcript has a single exon. The coding region runs from base 1 to 801 and encodes 266 amino acids. NCBI's taxonomy places the organism in Eukaryota, Haptophyta, Isochrysidales, Noelaerhabdaceae. The record is from RefSeq and is a predicted model, not a curated record. Gene Ontology annotation, molecular function: zinc ion binding.
AUGGCCCGCAGCACGGUGCAGUACAAGUUCAAGAGCCAGACGGCGGUGCAUACGGUGCAGUUCGACGGCCCUUCGAUCCGCGUCCUCGACCUCAAGGCUGAGAUCAUCCGCACGCAGGGCAUUAACAAGGAUAUGUGGGCCAAGUCAGACCUCGAGAUAUCCAACGCGCAGACCUCGGAGGUCUUCGCGCCCGACUCGAGCGUGGGACGCAACGUCGCGGUGCUCGUGAGGCGCGUGCCGGCCCAGCGGCGCGCUCCGAUCACGUCAAAGAUCAUGGAGCGCGAGCUUUCGCUCGACGGCGACGGGCGUGACGAAGGCUCGCCGCCGCCAGGGUCCGCCGGCGGGCCCUCGCUUGCCGGGGCGCCCGCCGCACCGCCGCUCGAGGAGGAGACGCGCGCCGUGGCGCGGACCGCCGGCCGGUACGCCUCCAAGCUGAUCUGCCCGCUCACGGGCCGACUCUUCGAAGACGCCGUCAUCACCACAUGCUGCGGCACCUCCUUCUCGCAGGGCGCGCUACAGGACGCGCUGCGCAUGCGCGGCGCCUGCCCCGAGUGCAAUACCGCAGCUGCAUCUGUCCGCACGAUACCCAACCGGCUACUGCGAGAGGCGGUCGCAGCGGCUCGCAGGAAGGAUGGAGAGGAGUCGGCCGCCGAGCCCCCUGCCGUGGCGACGACGGCUGGCGGGGCUCCCGCGGUCUCGACCACGCCGCCCGCACCGCCGACGCGACCUCCGCCGGAUGAGUCAGCAGUGGUGGUAAAAGUGGAGGGCGGGGAGCGCAAGAGGCCACGAGAGGAAGCCUGA